Molecule: messenger RNA, 954 nt
Organism: Nerophis lumbriciformis (worm pipefish)
Lineage: Eukaryota; Metazoa; Chordata; Actinopteri; Syngnathiformes; Syngnathidae
Source: RefSeq, a predicted model, not a curated record
AUGGCCACGCAUAAUACUGCAUACACUCUACUGGAGGAGGAAGUCCCGAUCGGGACGUCAUUCGUGCCGACGUCGAUGGGCACUCCCGGGGGUCUCCCCCCUUUGCCUCCACCGGUCGCAUUUGGACCAAAUGUACCUGGAGCUUACAGAAUGAGCGACCCUGCAUCUUCGCCGUAUUCCCCACCUCCCUAUGGAUUUCACGACAACAUUGCCGACACUUUAGGUGACGCUUACCACAGUGAGGAAGACCCACCACCUUUUGACGAUAACCAGGACUUCGGUUAUGGAUUGGAUGAUAAAAGCAUAAGACGAGCUUUCAUUCGGAAGGUUUUCUUGGUGCUCACUGCUCAGCUGGUGGUGACGUUCUCCUUCGUAAUGGUUUUCACCUUUGUGGAAGGAAUCAAGGCGUUCGCGAAGGAGAACAUCUGGCCCUAUAUUUUGUCCUACGUUACAUUCUUUGUUUGCAUGUGCGCAAUCAGCUGCUCUGGAAACCUCCGUAGGAAACAUCCAUGGAACCUGGUUGCAUUAUCCAUCCUGACUCUCAGUAUGUCAUAUAUGGUUGGAAUGAUUGCCAGCUUCCAUGAAACUGACAUAGUGCUCAUGGCAUUGGGAAUCACAGCUGUGGUUUGCUUUACAGUGGUCGUCUUCUCUCUCCAGACCAAGUAUGACUUCACUUCCUGUUAUGGCGUGAUGUUCGUAUGCUUGGUUGUUCUCGUCCUCUUCAGCUUCCUGUGCAUCAUAUUACAGAACGGAAUCCUGAACAUUUUUUAUGCUGGACUGGCAGCCUUGCUAUUCACCUGUUUCUUGGCAGUGGAUACCCAGCUGCUGCUUGCCAACAAGGAACUGUCCCUGCAUCCAGAAGAAUACAUCUUUGCUGCACUUAACCUGUACAUGGACAUCAUCAACAUCUUUAUCUACAUUCUUUCUUUGGUGGGAAGAGCAAGAGGGAGCUAA